UUUUCUCUCUCUCUCUCUCUAUCUGCGUGGUUGUUGCUCGCCGCUUCGACCCGCCACUUCAUACAAUCCCAGGAGGUCAUCUUCCUUGGGACGUCUCCGGUCUCCUCCCUGUUUGUUAAUGCCCGCCAUUAUUCCACGAAACCCAAGAAAUCUUUGCGUUUGCUGGUGGUUCUUUCCUUGUUUUUCUCUCCUCCGAAGAGACUACCUUCUUUCUCUUCUUGGCUCUAAAUUUUGAGGAUUCUCUGGACUCCCUUCUCUUUUUGUCCUCAGAUUUUGAAGAUUCUCAGGCUCUCUCUGCCUAUAGAGUUUAGAAGCAACCAUCGUGUAAACAAGGAAAGUGAAGGAAGCAAGAACGGAUGGCGGCAGCUUAAAAGUGGAAACUCAGGCAAUGUUGGUGUCUGACUGAGCUGCACUUGUGAGAGAGAGGGAGGAAGAUGGAGGACGACGAAGGGGAGAACUACCUGUUCAAGAUAGUGAUCAUAGGGGAUUCGGCGGUGGGGAAGUCGAACCUACUGUCGAGGUUCGCGAGGAACGAGUUUAAUCAGAAUUCGAAGGCGACCAUCGGGGUGGAGUUCCAGACGCAGAGCAUGGAGAUUGAGGGGAGGGAGGUGAAGGCCCAAAUCUGGGACACCGCCGGACAGGAGAGGUUCAGGGCCGUCACCUCCGCCUACUACAGGGGUGCCGUCGGUGCUCUCAUCGUUUACGACAUCACCCGCCGGAGCACCUUCGAGAACAUCGAUAGGUGGCUCGAGGAGCUGAAGACUCAUUCAGAUGUCACCAUGGCAAAAUUGUUGGUCGGCAACAAGUGUGAUCAGGAGAGCUUAAGGGAUGUCAGCGUGGAAGAAGCAAAGGAGUUUGCCGAGAAAGAAGGGUUGUUCUUCAUGGAGACCUCCGCAUUGGACUCCACAAAUGUCAAAGCAGCUUUUGAGGUUGUGAUAAAGGAAAUCUACAAUGGUGUGAGCAGAAAGGUCCUGAAUUCUGAAGUAUACAAGAAAGAACUGUCAAUGAACAGGGUGAAUCUUGUUGAUAGCCAGAAGGACGUGUAUGAGGAGAAAAACUUCAAGUCUUCCUGCUGCUAAGGCUCUUUCCCUUUCUCCUUGUAAUAUUUGUUCCUUGAACCUUACUUUGUGGGAUUGUCAGUUGCCUGUGUCUCAGUCAUUCUCCUAUAAGAGAUUGUUGGUUGGGGUUAGAAUUUUGGGGUGAUAGUCAGUGUUCCUUUCCAUUCCCCAUGGAUGGGGAAACUUGGCUCUGCUAUAAUGUCUACAGAAAGAGGUCGGUGUUUCAUUGCCUUUCUUAUGAAAAGGCUCUUGAAUAUGUCAUGGUGACUGCAAAAAGAAUUACUCCACCCUUUCUUGGACCAUUUUGUAUUAUCUUGAGUGACAUUUACAAUGAAAAAGUGAAUUACUUCUGUUAA
This is a messenger RNA of Nymphaea colorata (pocket water lily), 1414 nucleotides long. Its product is annotated as ras-related protein RABA5c-like. The transcript has 2 exons. The coding region runs from base 435 to 1079 and encodes 214 amino acids. The record is from RefSeq and is a predicted model, not a curated record. Gene Ontology annotation, cellular component: endosome. Gene Ontology annotation, molecular function: GTP binding; GTPase activity. Lineage: Eukaryota; Viridiplantae; Streptophyta; Magnoliopsida; Nymphaeales; Nymphaeaceae.